ACCAGCAGCGCUGUCUGACCAGACGGCACAGACAAAGGCAAUCAAUAAUGCUUGAGGGAAUGAGUGAGGAGAACAUGGAAAAGGGGUCUAGGGUGAGAGGGCUGCAGGAGGAGCUCCAGGCCACAGUGAUUCAUGCCAGCUGGUGCUCCCUCUCUCUGUAUGAAGCCUACCACUUGCCUGACCACAAACUCUUCGCUAAAUACAAGAUCUUCGUGACAAAUAACAGAGACUCCUGGUUUGUGAUCAGACAGUACAAGGACUUUGUCAAGCUGUUUAAGAUGAUUAAGAAGCAGUACCCAGACGCCCAGCUGAAUCAGCCCCAGAGGAAGCUGUUUGGAAGGAAGUACACUGCAGACAUCUGCUCGCCCACAGUGGAGUCUGUCGGCUCUCUGCAGGCUCUCCUGAUAGACUCCGGCACUCACUCAGACUGA
Messenger RNA from Lepisosteus oculatus (spotted gar), 431 nucleotides. NCBI's taxonomy places the organism in Eukaryota, Metazoa, Chordata, Actinopteri, Semionotiformes, Lepisosteidae. The record is from RefSeq and is a predicted model, not a curated record.